GCUCGGCGUCGAUCAACUAAACACUAAAUAAACAUUUCGAUUACGAAAGUUAUCCCGAGGGGCGAGACGGGUUCAGUGCCAUCUGGUUUGCAGAAUGAAAUAUGUCUUGCUCUUCAAACUGCUGUCCCUACUGACUAUUACCACCCAGCAGGACACAUUUGAAGUCUUGGGUGGUUCAGUCGUUGUUCUUGCAGGAGAGAACGCAACGUUGCCAUGUCACCUCAAACCCAGCAUCAGUGCUGUAAACGUAAAGGUGAAGUGGAUUAAAAUAAAAUCAUUAGAUAAUAUCUCGACAGUUCAUGUUUAUGAAAACCAGAAGGACGUUGAAGCCGUAGCAGACUCGACAUACCUAGGACGGACGUCCCUUUUCAGAGAAGAACUUCAGAAAGGCAACGUCUCCUUAAAACUAAUUCACGCAAAAUUCUCCGAUAGUGGACAAUACAUAUGUGGAGUUCUGACAGCAAACUGGAAUGAGGGAGCUGCUGAGGUCACAGUUUCUGUCAAAGGUGAGGGAUCUUUGCCGAUGGUUUCCAUUAGAAGCCCCAGUGAUUGGGGCCUGGAAGUGUUGUGCAAAUCUACAGGCUGGCACCCCCAACCUGAACUGGUUUGGCUGAACAGUAAUGGGCAGGUACUUCCUGCUAAACUCAUAGAGACAUCUAGAGGCCAGGAUGGUCUCUACGACAUAAAAGGACUAGUUGUUGCUCAAACAAACUCCGACCAGAUUACAUGCAGAAUUCAACAGCAGUUUAAUGGCCACAUGUUGCAAACAAAGAUAGAUGUUCCAAAUGAUUUGUUUCCCAAAUCAAAAAUGGAAGGGCUCAUCAUCGGCUCCCUGUUGACUAUCGUCUUUGCUGUGGUCAUAAUCCUUUUGUGUUGCGUACACAAAAGGAGAAUUAACACAGAAAAAGCUCAAUCAUGGGCCAGAUCCGGACAAAAUACUACAUGUAUUGUGUUCAAAAAAAGACAUGGGAGUGAGGAUGAAACAGCUGUCUUAAAAGAUGGCAAAGAUGUGAAUGUCAGUUUCAUGCAAUUUGCUAAAUCACAUAUUAUCCAGAAUGAAAAUCUCAAGAAACAAUUAGACUUUUUGAAUACCAGAAAAUUGGAUUACAGCGAUGUGGUCAAAUGUCACAGAACCAUCAAUCUGGAUGCUGACAAUGCACAUGUUGAUCUUGAAGUAAAUGACAAAGAUGUGCAAAACACUGGAAAACACCCACAGAGCUUUGAACCCAACACUCUGGAACCUGGAACUGAACAUGUUCCUGUCGAAGGGUCCAAAAACACUGUUGAACCUGCAUCAAACACCCAUCAACGUUUCAAGAAAGCUCCCUGUGUUUUGGCAAAGGAGGGGUUUUCCUUUGGGUCACAUUAUUUUAUUGUGGAGGUACCAAAGAACGGCUGGAUUGUAGGAGUGGUCAAAGCUUCUAUCAACAAGGAGAAUACUUCAGGCUGCACUGUUCAAGAAGGCUGCUGGACUUUGAGGCACAGGCAGGGGAAGAUAAGUAUUCAUGAUGGUACUAUGCUAUCUCUUUUUAUGACAAGAGAGACAGAGAAAGUCGGGGUCUUUGUGAAUUAUGAUGAGAGUUUCGUCUCAUUUUAUAAUGUGACCCACCAUGAUAACACCGAUAAGUCAGGUGAUCAUAUCUACACUUAUACAAAUUGUAAAUUUGAAAACUGUCAAGAGGUCUAUCCAUUCUUUGGAAUUGGAAGUUUGAAAACUCAAAACUCAAAACUCAUCAUCGUUGACCCUGUUACCAAUGAUUAGCCCAAAAAAUGAUAACCAGCCGAACAGUAAACAACCUACAUAAGCACUUAAGGGAAAAGCACUAUAUCCGAAAGCUUUUCCCAACACCAAAAGAUAUACCUUCUAGACUCUAUAGCAGAUGGGAAAUCUAUGGGGGAAAUCCAAUGUCAACUAUGUGUUUGUCUGCAAUAAAGAAAUGAUAUUUCUGAGAACAACAGAACGAUCACCCAUGAAAGAUAUGAACUCUAUGAACAAGUAUUCUUAAGAUAAGUUCGACUGGAUGCUGUUCCUGGGAGGUGGAAUCCAAGGGGGUUGGACCCUACAGUAUAUACAGGACUGUAGCUGUGAC
Molecule: messenger RNA, 2090 nt
Organism: Hypomesus transpacificus
Lineage: Eukaryota; Metazoa; Chordata; Actinopteri; Osmeriformes; Osmeridae
Product: butyrophilin subfamily 3 member A1-like
Exons: 13
Coding region: 95-1762 (555 amino acids)
Molecular function (GO): protein binding
Source: RefSeq, a predicted model, not a curated record